Molecule: messenger RNA, 654 nt
Organism: Nicotiana tabacum (common tobacco)
Lineage: Eukaryota; Viridiplantae; Streptophyta; Magnoliopsida; Solanales; Solanaceae
Source: RefSeq, a predicted model, not a curated record
AUGUCAAAGAUUGAAGAGAUCGACACACGUGUUAAAGUAUACUUAUACGAUAUUGGCUAUCAUAGAUGGUCUCGAGUACAUGCUACGGUGAGCAGAACUUGGACUAUGACAUCAAACAUUGCAGAGUCAUUGAAUGCGGUAACAAAAGAUGCAAGAGAACUGCCGAUAGUAGAACUAUUAGAGUACAUGAUGACUCUUCUUGAACACUUGACUAAUGAAAAGUUAUUGAAAGCAAAGGGUACAUUCACAUACCUUGGGUUUAAACUCAACAAAGAGUUGGAGGACAACAGAACAUUGUCGCAGAAUCUUAAACUUGAUGAACUUCCUUGUCCACAUGCUUUGGCUGCUUUAAGGCACAGGGAUGAGUCUUAUGAAAAAUAUUUUUCUCCUUAUUACACGAGGGAGAACCUCUUGCAUAUUUAUGAAAUACCAGUAGACCCGUUGCUUGAUGAAAGCAAAUGGAAUGUGCCACAACAUAUAGCUGAAGAAGUUGUAAAUCCACCUACCGAGAAAAGACAGCCAGGGAGACCUCAAAAACAAAGAUACAAAACACAUGAUGAAGUAAAGGCAAAGAAGUACAAGGUUUCAUGUGGCAACUGUGGAAUAAAAGGGCAUAACAAAAGAUCUUGCAAGAAUGCUCCCAAGAAGAAAUAA